AUGUUCAUUCAAAAGACUAUUGAUUUAUUUGAAAUUACAGAUGUUUUCGUUUUAAUCUUAGCUACUUAUAUCUUUACUUGUUAUUACAAUUAUUUGACUCGUCCUAAUCCAUUUCCUGGCCCGUUACCUUUACCAUUUAUUGGAAACCUUCAUAAUCUUGCUUAUGAUAUAAGACUGUUUUAUGAACAAUGUCAACAGAAAUAUGGUGAUAUUUGUGAAAUAAUGUUUAAUGGACGUAGAUGUAUCAUUAUCUCACGGCCUGAAUAUAUGAAAGAGUUUUUAAAUCCUAAAUCAUUUUUUCUGAAGAUCCCAUAUUCGCAAGGAAUAGAUGAAUUGGGUUUUUAUGGACGUGGACUUUUCUUUAAUCAUGAUUAUAAAAAUUGGCAUUACCAUAGGCAAUUUUUUACUCAGGCAUUAUCACCUAGCUUUAUAGAUACAGCAAUAAAUUCUACAAAUCAAUUAUUUGAAGAAUUGAAUAAAUAUUGGCAAUCUCUUGGAAAGCAGAAUACCUUUAAUAAUGAUGAUGAUGAUAAUUGGACUCUAGAAACUGAUUUUUCUGCAUGGUUUCAUGGAUUUGCGAAUGAUAUUAUUUCAAUAGUAACCACUGGUGAACGAACAUAUGCAAUUGCUUCCUAUUAUAAUACUCAAAGUAUUAUCAAAUCUGAUCAUCCUGAUGCGUUGGUAGAAGAUGGUAGUAAAUUUGUCAAUGCAUCCGUAAAAGUUAUCAAUGAUAUGUCGUUUUAUAUGUUCGUUGGGCCAUUCAUGAGACAUUAUGUUCCAAUAAUCAAAAAUAUGACAAUUCCUAUGUUGAAAAAUCGUGAUUACUUAUUUGAAAGAUUUGACAUGAUAAUUAAGAAUAGAAGAAGGAAAAUUGAUGAAUUACCAUUGGAUACUGAAAUGAAAAGUGAUAUGCUAACUUCGUUAAUUAUCGCAAACACACCGAGGGAUACUAUUAAUGUAAAAACAAUAGAUGGUGAAAUGCUUAGACCCAUGAACGAUGAACAAGUCAGAAUGAUUUUAACGGAAGCUAUUUUAGGUGGAACAGAAGCUACUGCAAAUGUAUUCUGUUUUAUAACUUAUUAUCUUUGUAAACAUCCAAACGUAAAACAAAAGAUGCUUUCAGAAAUUGACAAUAUAUUUCCUUUUAAAAAGUUCUCUGUGUCACGAGAAGAUAUUUCAAAGCUGAGAUAUUGUAAAGCAAUAAUUAAAGAAACUGCUCGCAUAUUUCCAACAGGAUUUAUUGCAUUACGUUAUAUUAGUGAGGCGUGUGAAUUUUCUGGAUAUAAAUUGUCCGCUGAUGCUCAGUUACAUUUGAAUAUUUUAGCAGCGAAUAAACACCCAGAAUUUUGGCCUGAUCCUGAAAUUUUCGAUCCGGAUAGGUUUUAUGAUGAUCAUAAAUAUGAUCAAAAAUUUAAUGAUGAAAAUUUAAUGUUUUUUGGUGGAAGUAAACGAAUUUGUCCUGGCCAAAAAUUGGCAAUGGCUGAAUUACUCUUAUUAAUGGUAUUAGUAUUUAAAAAUUAUAACGUUGAGUUGUUGAAUAAGAAUGAGCCAUUAAAAGUUAAAACUGGACUUGCCAUAAACUGUGAGGAGUUGAAA
Messenger RNA from Racocetra persica, 1596 nucleotides. The record is from the annotation of a GenBank genome assembly. Lineage: Eukaryota; Fungi; Glomeromycota; Glomeromycetes; Diversisporales; Gigasporaceae.